This is a messenger RNA of Penaeus vannamei (Pacific white shrimp), 949 nucleotides long. Lineage: Eukaryota; Metazoa; Arthropoda; Malacostraca; Decapoda; Penaeidae. The record is from RefSeq and is a predicted model, not a curated record.
AGAGAGAGAGAGAGAAAGCCCUCCCAGGAUGAUCACGUUCGAGUCCCAGGUCCCCCCCGCCAACAUGGACCCCGAGCCCCUCUCCUCCUUGGACACCAUCGACUUCGAGGCCCCCAACUUCAGCCUCAUCAACCUGGUGGCGCUGCAGGAGAACCACACCAGCUUCGCCCACAACCUCUCCCACAUCCUCACCCUCAUCGAGAAGUUCGAGAAGAACCGCCGCGUCAGCUACACCGCCUUCUGCACCCUCAUCUUCGUCUACAGCGUCCUCAUCGUGCUCGGAGCCACGGGGAACUCCCUCGUGGUCAUGGCCGUCAUCCGGAAGCCGGCCAUGCGAACGGCCCGCAACGUGUUCAUCAUCAACCUGGCCAUCUCGGACCUCCUGCUGUGCCUGGUGACCAUGCCCCUCACCCUCAUGGAGCUCCUGACGCAGUACUGGCCCCUCGGGGACACGCCCUUCGCCUGCAAGCUCGUGGGGACGCUGCAGGCGACGUCGAUAUUCGUGUCGACCAUCUCCAUCACGGCGAUCGCACUCGACCGAUACCACUAUAUAAGAUAUCCCUUGGUCCUCUCCCACGACGGUCAUGUUUCUAAAUUUGUGUUAAUUCUAAUUCUUUUCAUGUUUCUGUACCAAUAUAUUGGUACAGACAUCUUUAACUCCCGACCAGCUUCAACAGAACCUACCAGUACCUUAGUGCCUUACCCACCUACCAAAAUCCUUGGGUACAUGUGUGUCCCUAACAAUUUCUUCAUGAUUGAUUAUAUUUUCUUUAUAGACAAGGUCCUUGGUUCCUGGCCCUCGUCUAUAAGAAAGGAACCUCCCAGGAUCUCCACCCUCUUCCCCCCUACUCCCGUGAUCCUUGGGAGAAUCACUUUCGUCUCGCCCUCACAGCCCCCUGCUCCUCGCCUAGCACAACACGUCUACAUUAAACACGACGCGUGGCCCUCU